Messenger RNA from Apis cerana (Asiatic honeybee), 1129 nucleotides. RefSeq names its product STING ER exit protein. The record is from RefSeq and is a predicted model, not a curated record. Gene Ontology annotation, biological process: endoplasmic reticulum membrane organization; endoplasmic reticulum to Golgi vesicle-mediated transport. Lineage: Eukaryota; Metazoa; Arthropoda; Insecta; Hymenoptera; Apidae.
UUAUUUUAUCGUAUGACCAUCAUUUUUGAAUAGAGGGCGCUGAAAUUUACGUCGAACUUUUAUAUGGGUGACAGUCAAGUUUGGAUAUAUAAGAUGAUUGAUCUAUUUUUAUAUUUAGUUUGUGAUUAUAUAUAAACAAUAUAAUUGAUAUAAAUAACUUAUAUUUUAAUAUAAAGUCAAAAUAUAAAGAAUUUACUUUGUAAAUUGAUUAUAUAAUUUUAAGUGAAAAUGCCGAAAGUAGUUUCAAGAAGUAUAAUAUGUUCCGAUACAAAAGAUCAAGAAGAAUAUAGUGAAGAAAAACCAUUACAUAUUUAUUAUUGUUUAUGUGGACAGAUGACAUUGAUUUUAGAUUGUGCUAUAGAAAAAUUACCUUUAAGAAAAAGAGAUGGUGCACGAGUUAUUGAUGGUAGUAAACAUGCUCAUAAAAUGACUUGUGAGCAAGAUGAAGUCGUGUAUUUGAAACGUCUUGAAGGAAUAGAAAAACAAUGUCGUCAAAAAUGUAAAAAAUGUGGUCUUUUUCUUUAUUACAAACAUGAUCAAGCCACAAAUAUUGUAUUUAUUGUAAAAGGUGCAGUAAUUAAAAGUUCUGGUGAAGGUCCAAUGACAGAUAUAUACAAUCAGGUUGCUAUUGAAAAGCCAAAAAAAAUAAUUGUAACAAAACAUACAAAAAAUAUGGGAAAAUUCAGUUCUGUUACUGUAUCUACAAUUGAUGAAGAAGAAGAUGAAAUCGAAGCGAGAGAAGUUGCUGAUUCAUAUGCUAAUAAUGCACGAAUAAUAGAAAAACAAUUAGAGAGGAAAGGAAUGAAUAAACGAAAGACUAUGCCUCCUCCUGAAGCAGAUCCAAAAAGAGCAAGACCUCGUGGAACAUUAUUAGAUGUAUAAAAUUAAUUAAUAUUAAUAUCACAUAUUUUAAAAUAUUUAUAUCGUUUUUGUUAUUUUAUCAAAAUUUAAAAAAAAUGAUGUCUUAAAAAAUUAAACCAUUCUUUAAUGUUAUAUUGAGUUAUUUAUUAACAUUACAUAAAAGUAAAUAUUUAAAAUAUAUAAAUGACUAGAUAUAAAUAUUGUAUAGAAAUGUACAAUGCAAAAAAUAGAGAUAUAAAUUUAAUAAAUAAAUACAAUAACUAUAUAA